This is a messenger RNA of Astyanax mexicanus (Mexican tetra), 2327 nucleotides long. It is a transcript of the gene sdad1, whose product is annotated as SDA1 domain containing 1. Gene Ontology annotation, biological process: ribosomal large subunit biogenesis; ribosomal large subunit export from nucleus. The transcript is spliced from 22 exons. Gene Ontology annotation, cellular component: nucleolus. NCBI's taxonomy places the organism in Eukaryota, Metazoa, Chordata, Actinopteri, Characiformes, Acestrorhamphidae. Bases 122 to 2176 code for a protein of 684 amino acids. The record is from RefSeq and is a predicted model, not a curated record.
CUGUUCAUACGUCAUCUUUAAUAUGGUGCCUUCCAUGUGAGCCACGCUGCUGCUGCUGAUCCGGAAUCAGAAUAUAAUAAUAAUAAACUGCAGAACCAGAAUCAUCUCUAGAACCAGAACCAUGUCGGGACGAAACAACAACAAACUACCCACCAACCUUCCCCAACUCCAGAACCUCAUCAAGAGAGACCCCAAAUCCUACACCGAGGAGUUCCUGCAGCAGUACCGUCACUACCAGUCCAACGUCCAGAUCUUCAAACACCAACCUGACAAACCCAACAAAGACCUGGCCGAGCUGGUGAUGUUCCUGGCUCAGGUUGGACACUGCUAUUUGGAGGAACUGUCCAGUUUCCCGAAGGAACUCACAGAACUUCUGCUGAAUCACCACACAGUUCUGGAGUCAGACCUGAGAAUGACGUUUUGUAAAGCUCUGAUUAUGCUGAGGAAUAAAGAUCUGAUUGAUCCGGCGAGUCUGCUGGAGCUGUUCUUCGAGCUGCUGCGCUGUCACGACAAACUCCUGCGCCAGACUCUCUACACUCACAUCGUGACGGACAUAAAGAACAUCAACGCCAAGCACAAGAACAACAAGCUGAACACAACGCUGCAGAACUUCAUGUACACGAUGCUGAGAGAUUCAAACCCCAUUGCUGCUAAGAUCUCUUUAGAUGUGAUGGUGGAGCUGUACCAAAGAAACAUCUGGAAUGAUGCCAAAACAGUGAACGUCAUCACAACAGCCUGUUUCUCUAAAGUCACAAAGAUUUUAGUUGCUGCGCUGAAGUUUUUCCUGGGUAAAGAUGAAGACGAGAAAAAGGACAGUGAUUCAGAUUCAGAGGAUGAAGGUCCGUCUGCCAGAGAUUUAAUGGUCAGAUAUUCUACAGGCAAGAAAACAUCUAAAAAUAAGAAAAAGCUGGAAAAAGCCAUGAAAGUCUUAAAGAAACAUAAGAAGAAGAAGAAGGCGGAGGUCUUUAAUUUUUCUGCCAUUCAUCUCAUCCAUGAUCCACAGGAUUUUGCAGAGAAGCUGCUGAAACAGCUGGAGAGUUCUAAGGAGAGGUUUGAGGUGAAGAUCAUGCUGAUGGAGCUCAUCUCCAGACUCGUGGGAAUCCAUGAGCUCUUCCUCUUCAACUUCUACCCGUUUGUCCAGCGGUUUCUGCAGCCACAUCAGAGAGAGGUUACGAAGAUCCUGCUGUGUUCUGCGCAGGCCUCCCAUCAGCUGGUUCCUCCUGAGAUCAUCUCUCCGAUGAUUAUGACCAUCGCCAACAAUUUUGUUACAGACAGGAACUCAGGAGAGGUCAUGACUGUGGGUAUUAAUGCUAUAAAGGAGGUCGUGGCUCGCUGUCCUCUCUCGAUGACUGAAGAUCUGCUGCAGGAUCUCACUCAGUACAAAUCCCAUAAAGAUAAGAAUGUGGUGAUGUCCGCUCGGGGGUUAAUUCAGCUCUUCAGAGACCUCGACCCGCACAUGCUCCACAGGAAAGACAGGGGAAAGCCCACAGAAGCUUCUACUGAGGCUAAAAUCCAGCAGUACGGGGAGCUGGAGGCUAAAGACUACAUUCCUGGAGCCGAGGUCCUGGAGGUGGAGGAGCAGCCCAAAGGAGAGGAGGAUGAAGAUGGCUGGGAGAGCGCCAGUAUGAGUGAGGAUGAUGAUGAUGGAGAAUGGGUGAAUGUACACCACUCCUCUGAUGAAGAUCAAGAAGAAGUGGCGGAGAAACUGAACAGUAUCCCUGCGGAGGAGAGGAAGUCUAAAGCUGCAGCGGUGAGCGCCAGUCGACUUCUUACUCAGGACGACUUUAAGAAGAUCCAUCUCGCUCAGAUGGCUAAAGACAUGAAAUCAGCUCCUGGGAAGGGCCAGAAGAGGAAGCAGGCAGACCGAGAGGAGGAGACGGAGAGAGGAGAGCUGCUCUCACUGAGAGAUAUCGAGAGAUUACACAAGAAGCCCAAAUCUGACAAAGAGACCAGACUGGCCACGGCUAUGGCUGGCCGGACAGACAGGAAGGAGUUUGUUAAGAAGAGGAGCAAGCUGAACCCGUUCGCCAGCACCAGCAACAAGGAAAAGAGGAAGACCAAGAACUUCAUGAUGAUGAGACAGAGCCAAAACAUCCGGACCAAGGGCAAACGUUCCUUCAGAGAGAAACAGAUUGCCCUCAGAGAUGCGCUGCUGAAAAAGAGGAAACGCAACUAAAAUCUCAGAUGUUCUGGAUUCUAAAACUGUUUCUUCUAAGCUGAUUGGUUCAGUGAAAGGACUGUGUGGACCAAUCAUUUCACCCCAGCAUCAGUAUCUCUGUGGUCGUUGUCUCAUGUAAACCCUGUAUUAAAAUACUUUUACAGUUUAA